AUGGAGGAGCUCGAACAUCAACUUCGCGCUUUUCGAAUUCAGAACUGCAGAUGCUUCUGCUGCUCGGUGGACCAUAUCCAUCCGGAAACUAAAGCACCACUACCCUGUGAUCGAGAGUUGAUCUUGGAGGCUGUGAAGAAGUGGUAUUUUCAAGACAUAUCUUCUGCUCAGGAGAAGGAAGACGAAGCCUCCGACGAACCCCAUUGGGAGAAGUUCAACCGGACGGCGCAGCAAGAGCUUCUGCCCAUAGUCUUGGAUUCGGUCGGCACCGGCCGGACGUGCAUGUCCUACUUUUCAACCUUGGUGUGGGCGGCCAGCCUACCCAGUCUCAUAUUUUGGCUGCCCGCCUACGUCGAGAACGAGCAUGGCUUCGAGGGUUCUCAUCUCAUUGUUUGGUGGGUCCGUUGCUGCUUGCACUGGGCCACCUUCCCUCUUGGCAUCCUCUGGUAUUUCAACGUCUACUGGUGGCUGUGUCUGCUUGGCCUCCGCAUGGACAGGUGCUGCCAAGGAAAGCGCUUGUUGAUUUCGUGCCUCUUGCUUCUUCCUCUCUUCUUCUUGGGUCUUGGGCCGGCAUAUGUCGUGGAGUUCUCCAGGGCAGCCACGGAGACCCCCAGCUUGCUUCCGGUGCUUCCCUUCUCUUUGCUGCUGGCCGCGGUGUUUUCACAGAGAUGUCGGCUUUUUGGGGCUCGGUCCCCUGAUCCGCCGACUUCGGCCCAGCCGGCGGAGCAGAGGAAGGACGAAAACGAGUCCGUUGACGCAACCAGCCAGGCAAAUCUACCCCGUCGCGACGCGGCCCCGGACGAGGAUCUGGUGAGUUGCACGUUCUGA
Messenger RNA from Symbiodinium sp. CCMP2456, 828 nucleotides. Lineage: Eukaryota; Dinophyceae; Suessiales; Symbiodiniaceae. The record is from the annotation of a GenBank genome assembly.